AUGCGCAGCGUGUACGGCAUCAUCACGCCCUGGAACUACCCGCUCAUGAUGGUGAUCUCGAAGAGCGUUGCCUGCCUCGCCGCGGGCAACACGCUGAUGCUCAAACACGCCCAGGUGUGUCCACUCACGCCGCUCAACCUGGCCGAGCUCACGGUGCGCGCCCGUAUACCGCCGGGCGUCUUCAACGUGCUCACGAGAUCCGGCGCCGUCGUCGGACAAGCCAUGUGCGGCCACCCUUUGCCGAGAAAGGUGGUGUUCACGGGAUCCACAGAAAUCGGUCGUGCCAUCAUGUCGAGCUGUGCCGCACCGUAUACUUGA
This is a messenger RNA of Rhipicephalus sanguineus (brown dog tick), 318 nucleotides long. RefSeq names its product cytosolic 10-formyltetrahydrofolate dehydrogenase-like. Gene Ontology annotation, molecular function: aldehyde dehydrogenase (NAD+) activity; formyltetrahydrofolate dehydrogenase activity. The record is from RefSeq and is a predicted model, not a curated record. The transcript is spliced from 2 exons. Lineage: Eukaryota; Metazoa; Arthropoda; Arachnida; Ixodida; Ixodidae. The coding region runs from base 1 to 318 and encodes 105 amino acids.